This is a messenger RNA of Manis javanica (Malayan pangolin), 3935 nucleotides long. It is a transcript of the gene PARVB, whose product is annotated as parvin beta. The record is from RefSeq and is a predicted model, not a curated record. Gene Ontology annotation, cellular component: focal adhesion; actin cytoskeleton; cytoplasm. Gene Ontology annotation, molecular function: actin binding. Gene Ontology annotation, biological process: establishment or maintenance of cell polarity regulating cell shape; substrate adhesion-dependent cell spreading; actin cytoskeleton organization. Lineage: Eukaryota; Metazoa; Chordata; Mammalia; Pholidota; Manidae.
AGUGGAGAUAGAAAUAAAAUUUGUGGUCAGCAGAGUCCUAUCACCUAGAAACAACCCAGUCCCCAGCAGCCCGGUCCUUUGUGGCCUUCCUUUUCCUUCCUGAAGGCAACUCUUCCUCGGAUUGCAAGUCACCGCGCCCCUGCCCGCAGCCACAUGUGCCCUGUCGCCACCACUCUCUGCUGCGCUGCUCGCGCUCCAGCUGCCACCCGUCCGCAUGAGUGACCUGCAGGAAGAAGGCAAAAAUGCCAUCAACACACCACUGUCCCCUGCCUUCGUGGAUGUUCACCCGGAAGACACCCAGCUAGAGGAGAAUGAGGAGCGCACGAUGAUCGACCCCACCUCCAAGGAUGACCCCAAAUUCAAGGAGCUGGUCAAGGUUCUCACGGACUGGGUCAGCGACGUCCUGGUGGAGGAGAGGAUCAUCGUGAAGCAGCUGGAGGAGGACCUCUACGAUGGCCAGGUGCUCCAGAAGCUCUUGGAAAAACUGGCCGGCUGCAAGCUGAAUGUGGCCGAGGUGACACAGUCUGAAAUAGGACAAAAACAGAAGCUGCAGACAGUGCUGGAAGCUGUGCACGGCCUGCUGCGGCCCCAUGGCUGGGCGCUCCAGUGGACCGUUGACUCAAUUCAUGGGAAGAACCUGGUGGCCAUCCUGCACCUGCUCGUGUCCCUGGCCAUGCACUUCAGGGCUCCGAUCCGCCUUCCUGAGCACGUCUCCGUCCAAGUGGUGGUCGUGCGGAAGCGGGAAGGCCUGCUGCACUCCAGCCAUGUCACGGAGGAGCUGACCACAACCACGGAGGCAAUGAUGGGCCGAUUUGAGCGGGACGCCUUCGACACCCUCUUCGACCACGCCCCGGACAAGCUCAGCGUGGUGAAGAAGUCGCUCAUCACAUUUGUGAACAAGCAACUAAAUAAGCUGAAUUUGGAGGUGACAGAGCUCGAGACCCAGUUUGCAGAUGGCGUGUACCUGGUUCUGCUCAUGGGCCUUCUGGAAGACUACUUUGUCCCCCUGCACAACUUCUACCUGACCCCGGACAGCUUUGAUCAGAGGGUGCACAACGUGUCGUUUGCCUUUGAGCUGAUGCUGGACGGAGGGCUCAGGAAACCCAAGGCUCGGCCCGAAGAUGUGGUGAACCUGGACCUCAAAUCCACCCUGAGGGUCCUGUACAACCUGUUCACCAAGUACAAGAAUGCGGAGUGACUGCAGGGAGCCGCAGAGGUGGUGGGACGGCCCGUGCUGCGUCCGGCAGGGAAGCCCCCCACCUCCCGGCCCACGGUCGUCCGCCCGCUCACCCGCCUGUUGUCCUGGUUGCUCUUGCCCUCCCCUCCAUGUGCUUCCGCAGUGGGUGGCAUGCUUUGAAAUGCGGGGCUCUGAACAGCAGUUCCCAUGUUGGAGGCCUUGCUCCCCAGUGCUGAGUCGGUUGCUUGAUCAGAAGAUGAACAAGAAAAAUGCUGAACGAACCGCUCAGCCCAUGGGAGGAGGCACCGUGCCUUCCAGUGGAUGGAGCAGUUAGUAGUCACCGGUGAUCAGCACAGGACCCUCAGCUUUGCCAGAGCAGUGACCUAGCUCUCCUGCUCUGGGGGAACCUCCCGGAUGGCACCCCUCAAAGCCUUUUUGGUAAAAAGCAUUUUGCAGUUUUACAAACUUCUCUCUGUGGCCCCAGAUGCUUUUGAUGCGAUGAAGAGUGCCCACCCCGUGGUCCCGCUUCUUGGCCGCUAGGUGUUGUUUACGUCUAGCUUCUGCAUGCACGUCAGAGACCCUGGCGGCCCAGCUGCCCAGGAAGGAUUUGCUGAAGCACCUCCUUCUGUCUUGCUGUGGCGAAGUGGGCUGGCUCAAGAGCCUUAGACCACUCGGCCCCAAGUUGCCAUCCCAGAGGCCCUGUUUGAGGAUGAAUGGAUUUUUAAAACCUUUCAAAGAGCAGAGAAUGUCAGUUUGCCUGGACUGCAGGCUGGGGGAUCUGGACAACAGAAAUUCAUGUUCUCCCAGUCCUGGGGGCUGGAGGGCCAAGGUGGAGGUAUUGGCGGGUCCUUCUGAGCCCCUCUCCCGGGCUUGCAGACACGCCUCCCCCCUGCGCCCAGCGCUCUGGGGGAGUCCAUGUCCCCAUCUCCUCUUCUUAUAAGGACACCAGUCAUAUUGCACUAAAGGCCCACUCCAGUGACCUUGUUUUAACUUCAUUACUUCUAUGAAGACCCCAUCUCCAAAUGCAGUGACAUUCUGAGGUGUGCAGGGUUAGAACUUCAGCACGUGGAUUCUGGGGAUGACACGGUCAACCCAUGACAGGAAACAUGAAGUGUCCAUCUCCCUGCUGGGGGUGGUGCUUUCUGGAGCCCUGUCAGCAGCUCCCACUGGGAGGCCCGGAAAAGGAAAUGGGGAGCACUCAUUGUGUGCCUGUCAUCCUUUGCUCACCAUGAGGCAUCCGUCUGCUGGGUCACCCCCUACACCCCUUUCUCUAACUCCCGAGUGGGGUCUGUGAUGCACCAACCCCCCACCCCUGCCUGGAGCCCCCUGCAAACCCGCCUCCUUAUUGACGUUCCCUGCCUGCUGCUGUGGCAAGGUGGGCCUUCCUAAUGCCUUUGACUUUCGCCUUCCUGCUAUAGAUCAGAGCUGUUGAGUCAGUUGUUAAUAUUAAAUUGAAUGCCAAUGCUCAAGAUUUAGAAAACAGUUUAAUAUUCUGUCUCGGCUCCGGCUGCUGCCAGGCUGGGGUUGGGUUCAGAAUAGCUGUCUUGAUGGAGGUGGUUUCCCAGCAGGGGAAAGAAAUAAUUAAAACAGUAUUACAGUGUCUCCUGCGGGAUGCAGUGACAUUAAAGAACCGCAUUGAAGAAAUAGCCGAGGCUGGGACGUUCUGUGCCGCCUUCAUUACACGCAUAGAAUCACAGCCAUCUGGAGCCGUGGCGGCCAAUCCACCUGCCUUGUUCACAGGUGGGCUCGGCGAGGGUGUCACUGAUCUCUAGGGACUGAGGAGGGGAAUGAAAGAGGCGAGAUGGGGCUUUGGAAAUAACACAGCCGCGGGGUUCUCAGCCCAGGGGUCAGCUCCUGCCCGUGGUCCCUGCCGUGGGCGGAGGACGGGGGCUCUGGGAGGUGGGGUGGGGGCUCGGAUUCCCGGGCAGCGAGCCCACUUCAAGCCUUCUGUUUCUAACAGGGAGGUAAUAGUGGCCUCGCAGUGCUGACCACUCAAGGCUGAGUUUCCGGCAAGGCUGCAAUCUCCUCUCCAUUUACUUUUCACCAAGUUGGUUCAGAGGUGUAGGUGUGCCUCCCGCGCCCCUGUGUGGGGCCGCCUUGCUCGCACGCAGCCCAUGACUCCCCGUUCACGGUCCAGCUAGAAUCAGAAUUCCUGGGAGGCUGGGGCAUCUUGUUAGGGUAACUUGAACAGCAGAAACAACUUAAUUCCAGAAAAUUCUGGAACCCUUCUUCUUCACUCAACCCACAUCCUCAGGGAAUUGUUUGUCUCGGAGAGGGACCCUCAUCAGCGGGAACUAAAUGAAAGCGACAUCGUUUGCAGCUGGGCACAUGGGCGUCUCGGGGUCCACAAGGCCUCGGUGGGGUGUUCCAACCACAGGGGUUAGACCAGCCCUGAGCCCAGAACCCCACACACAGACAUCCUACCUGGAUGUGACAAAGAGCCGCGUCCUUUUAAAGCAACUGAAUCUUCUGCACCCUCUUGGUGUGCCAGUAUUUUAUUGUCUUUUUAAUCAUUUUAAGCAAUGUUUACUUUGGAUUUCUGGAUAUUAAAUAAAAGCCACUAAAACCUGGCCAUGGUGUUGACCUUGCCCGCCCAGCUGACAGUGGGAAGCUGAUCCUUUCUCUGUGUGCUCUGGGCCAGCUCACUGUGCUACCAACCAAACGUCACCUAAGCCAGACACCCAAACUAGGAAAACUCUGUGUACUGUUAUUUAUUCCAAUAAAGAAUUUGUGGGCACGGGCGCUGUCCACUGCCUCA